Messenger RNA from Daucus carota subsp. sativus, 2431 nucleotides. RefSeq lists its product as uncharacterized. Lineage: Eukaryota; Viridiplantae; Streptophyta; Magnoliopsida; Apiales; Apiaceae. The transcript has 4 exons. The record is from RefSeq and is a predicted model, not a curated record. The coding region runs from base 108 to 2051 and encodes 647 amino acids.
GUACAUUGCAGCAGUAAAAUAAAAUAAAAGCAGCAGCAGUCUCUCUCUCUCUCUCUCCCUCUCUUCUCUCUGUCUGUGUCGAAGGCUCAAGGGUUCUGUGAUAUGAGAUGGGGAGUCUCGGCGAGAAAAAGACAAGUAAAAUUGAUGAUUUUUCAAACGGGUUGGUUUGGGUCCGAAGGAGAAACGGGUCGUGGUGGCCGGGUCGGGUUCUGAGUCCGGAUGAGCUGCCGGAAAGCAGCUCGACUCCACAGAGAUCUGGGACUCCGGUCAAGCUUCUUGGGAGAAAGGAUGCUAGUGUAGACUGGUAUAAUCUGCAAAAAUCAAUACGGAUUAAGGCGUUUCGUUGCGGAGAAUUUGAACAGUGUAUUGAAAGUGCUAAGGCUUCUGCAACUGGCCCUUCUAAGAGAGGGGUGAAAUAUGCACGAAGGGAAGAUGCAAUUCUUGAUGCUCUUGAGAUUGAAAGUGGUCGACAAUCCAAAGAUCAGCCUGACAUUUGCUCAAACGUAAACAGACCUAGUAAUGAAGAAGUGGAUAGGAAGGAGUCCCCUCCAGUUUCACUGGAUGAUGUUGAAACUAAUCACAUUGCUGAAGAAUUAAUCAGUUCCAAGGAUAAGCCAAUGUUAGGACAUGAAUUGUCUCAUUCUGGUGUGUCAUUUCAAGAGGUGAAAACACAGGGGCAAUCUUCUCUGGGAAUGCGAAGGAAAAAUCCGAACGAUUCAGAAGAUGAUGGGACAGAAAAGAAGAAGCGAAUGAGAGGAAUUGAUGACCUUGGUGUAGGCGUAAAUUCAUCUGCCAAAAGGAAGAGAUCUUUAAAUCCAGAUGUUCAAGCAUUUCUAAAGAAGAGAAGCCGCAGCCGUCAGCUAACAAAGGUUCUGGAAAGUACACCUGUGGUCAAGGUUCCUGUUAUUAGUGAACAUGUUUCCUGUCCAACUAAAUCAUCCAUUCUUGGAGCAUCUCACAGCAAGGUGUCUAGGUUAGAGUCUAUUGAAUCUAAGGGAAGUCUUUCAAUGGUUAUUAACAAUAACUCAGAUAGCACUGGAGAAAAUGGAACCUCUUUCAAUGCAUCUAAACAGGCCAAUCAUGCUGUUCUUCUCAGUUGCAAACAGAAAGAGAAUGAAAUUUCUAGCACAAGGCAAGCUGACGGUGAUUCUUCCAACAGAUUAGUUGAUGUGACUUUGGUUGGAGAGGAUCUUGCAGGUUUUACGUCAGUAUUCGUACCUUGUGCAACUCAGAACCCUCAGGUACCUGCCAGAGCUCAUUCAAGUCGAAGCAGGCAAGUUGAAGAGGAGGAACUUAACGAGACUGCUUCAACAAGCUCAGGUGCUUCAAAGUGGCUGUCUAAGGGGAGAAGGAAGUUGAGAACUAGCAGAAAAUCAAAUGGCUGCUUGACAGUUCUUAAGCCUGUGGUGGAUGGUGCUGCCCUCAUAUCCAAAGAGGCUUUCCAGAUAAAGUCUGAACCGGUGACAGAUGACCAGAUAGAUGACAUACAGGACUGGGGAAAGCGUAUCCUACAUACAACUCCUCAGAUGGUGGUGCCAAAAACGGAGUUGGCCCCAUCUCAAAGGUUGCUCCCUUACCGCCAAUCCCGGUAUACGAUGAACCCGAGAUAUCAAUCCUCUGCUUUCACUCCUAGAGUGUAUGAUCCCGACUCGAGUUUGUAUGAAGUUAAAGUGGUAGUGGAAGCUAGCUCUCAGCAUCGCCCUCCGCAUGUUCCCUAUACCUCUGUAAUGAGUGAACUGACUGGUGAAUCCAUCAUCGGUUAUCCUCUUACGGUGGAGGUUUUGGGUGAAGGCUCUUUUGAGCAGAAGCCCAAUCUUACCGGACAAAAAAAUCCUGGGAGGAGCCGACUUGCGUGCUCAACCGGUGAAGCACCCAUGCCCCGGAAAAAUGGGGUAGUGCCGAAAAAGACGAGGAAGUUGUCCUCGAUAAGUGGUUCUCACAGGGACCCUGUUAAGGGGAAGAAACGGGGCCCCCGGAAAGUCAACAGACCGUCUUUAUCCUGUAUUCCACUAAAUGUGGUUUUUAGCAGGAUAAAUGCAGCAAUCAACUGAGCGGCUGCAGGAAAACGGUCUUUUUCUUUCUUUACAAUAGGAUUCCAUACAUCUGAAUAGGAGAUUCAAAUUAUGUUUUUAGAAUGCUAUAAAUUCAGUACUAUGUACAUUCUGCUCAGCACAGAUAGAUCUUUGUGCUUAUGAUACAUGUUGGGGAACCCUUUAGCUUAGCUGGUUUUUGGGCGCGUUGAGUAUAUCUGUUAGUUUAUGAUAUAUGUCGAAGAACCCUUUGGCUUAGCUGUUUUUAGCUGCGCUGUGUAUAUCUCUCAGUUUCUAGAGUUGUGAAUGUGAUGUUAUCUGAUUCUUUGGGUUUUAAUCAGUUAACAUCUCACUCAGCUCGAAAUAGAAUAUAUUUGAAAUAUAUUUUCUUGGUUUCGAAA